This is a messenger RNA of Osmerus eperlanus (European smelt), 2181 nucleotides long. It is a transcript of the gene alkbh1, whose product is annotated as alkB homolog 1, histone H2A dioxygenase. Gene Ontology annotation, cellular component: cytoplasm; nucleus. Gene Ontology annotation, biological process: oxidative RNA demethylation. The transcript has 6 exons. Gene Ontology annotation, molecular function: oxidative RNA demethylase activity; broad specificity oxidative DNA demethylase activity; ferrous iron binding. NCBI's taxonomy places the organism in Eukaryota, Metazoa, Chordata, Actinopteri, Osmeriformes, Osmeridae. The record is from RefSeq and is a predicted model, not a curated record. Bases 11 to 1156 code for a protein of 381 amino acids.
UACAGCAAAGAUGGCUGCUUCCAUAAUGGAGCAUGGGGAAGAUGCGUUCAGAAAGUUGUUUAAACUUUAUAAGCGAAGAAGUCCACCACCUGAUUUCAGUGACGUCCUUGACUUUUCAAAGAUUGUUAAAUGUGACAAGGUCUUUCCCACCAAACUGGACCCAACUGUAGUCAGUGAUGGGGAGGCAAAGAUGGAGGGACUGCGACCUAUCAGGGACUGGCAGGCCUUCGGCAUUCAAGGAUAUCCAGGGUUCAUCUUCAUCUCUAACCCAUUCCUGCAUGGCUCACAGCACUACUGGAUCAGACAGUGUCUGAAGACCUACCCUCAGAAGCCCAACGUUUGCAACUUGGACAUGCACAUGUCCCCCACUGAGACAGAGGAUAUAUGGGGGAAGAGUACCCACCUACUCCAGAGCAAGGACUCAGGGAAAAGGGAACCCAAGACACUGCUGGAAAAGCUUCGCUGGGUGACCCUCGGCUACCACUACAACUGGGACACCAAGACGUAUUCUGCAGAUCACUAUACGCCUUUCCCUGACGAUCUUUACUCAUUGUCCCGCCACAUCGCCGCGGCCUGUGGUUUUGCCAGCUUUAGAGCCGAGGCAGGAAUCCUUAACUACUACCAUUCCGAUUCUUCCCUGGGCAUCCAUGUGGACGAAUCGGAGCUGGACCACACGCCACCGCUGCUGUCAUUCAGUUUUGGCCAAUCAGCUGUGUUCCUCCUUGGAGGCACCCAGAGGGAAGACCUGCCCACAGCCAUGUACAUGCACAGCGGCGAUGUCAUGGUGAUGUCAGGACACAGCCGCCUCCUCUACCAUGCCGUGCCACGCAUAGUUCCAGCCCCCAAGGGAGACCCCUUAAAUCCCACUCUAGAGUUGGGUGGCUUAGACCUCGGCCCAGACCACGGACUCACCCAGCCUUGUACCCAGGGAAAAAGCCCACUGGUCAGGCAGGUGUCUGCUGAGGACUGGGCAGUGUGCUCCAGGUACAUCCAGACUUCCAGGUUGAAUAUGACUGUCAGACAGGUGCUGGGGCCUGGGAUGGCAUUCCCCAAGGUGGAUACUACCAAACAAACAGAAACAAGUGACACAGAAGGGUACCAUGAAGUUCAGGAUGGACAGAAUCGGGGUCCGAAGAAGAAGAGGAGUGACUGUUGACUGAUGAUUACAUGUUAUGGUUGCUGACAUAUUACAUUACAGACACAUACUUCUAUAGCUUCUUGAUGACAAGCAAAUCAUUUACAUAGAUGUAAAAAUAUUUAUUGUAUUUAUAAAGUGAUUGUUGAAACAGUUCAGUAAACCAAAACCCUAGUAUACAGUAUGUACCCCUGCCCCUCAAAUGUAUACUUUCACGAAAGUAUUCGAAGAUGGAAUUUUUUUAGACAACCAAGAUGGCCGUUCAUCAAUUAGUUGUCUAUCCAGAGGCAUUUUGGUUCACCAGCAUUUUGGUUCAUUCUGCACCGGUUGUUAAUGCCCCUUGGAAUUUACUGAGAGGUUCCAGACUAAUACCCAUUUGCAAAUUGGUUUGGCGAUGCCAGACCAAUCGCAAGAUCAAAAUGGUCUGUUUUCUGGUUUGGAAACAGAACUAAUUCCCAGGUGAAGGCCUAUCAUUCUAAUGGAGAGAAAAUGAAUGGGUAUGUGGGUGGGGCGAGUGGGUUGGAGGGGGAAAUGAACCCACUCUAUCAGGUGACAGAUGCAUGCAUCAGAAUUUCCAAGUAACGAUCUUGAGCGGAGAUGUAUCUCACUGGAGUGAGGCUAAUUUGUGAAGGAGGAAGGGAUGGGUGUGGUUUUGUACCCCUGCACUUGCUUGCCUGAGUACCCCAGUACAUGUAUGUUUUCUGGUAAUGACAAUAAUGGUUGUUGUGAUGUGUGGCUUAGUGGUAAGUAGAGUGUGCACAUAUUCAUGCAUGUGACAGAGUCUGGGGAAAAAAAUGAGAGGCUGUGUUCGUGUGAGGGAUCUAGAAGCAACAGGGCAGAAACAAAGACGGCAACUACGUACAGAAGAGCAGAUAAUGUACAGGAAACAGAAAUUAUAUGACUACAUAGAUCAUUCUGACAGUGCAUACUUUUAUAUGGGGAUUUAGGGCGCCUCUGCGCAUCAGGAUGGAAAUGCUGGGUAUGGAGGUAUAUUGGGGUCAAAAAGAUUUGAAGUGUAAAACUGAAUAUAAACGCGGAAUACCCAG